Messenger RNA from Rubroshorea leprosula, 1634 nucleotides. The record is from the annotation of a GenBank genome assembly. Lineage: Eukaryota; Viridiplantae; Streptophyta; Magnoliopsida; Malvales; Dipterocarpaceae.
GGUCGGUUGAAAUCCAGCAUCUUCCUACCUAGCUUUUCUCUAAUGGCUAGGGAGGUAUUCUUUCAACAACAGUAGCUGGAUUCUCUUCGCUGCGACAUAUACUGAAGCAAAUUUCACUCUUGGAUUCAACAUAUGUAUAUACUGUCAGAAACUACAUGAGUACCUGCUUUCAGCAGCAAAAGUUUGUUGUCAAUGGCAAAUUGAAGGAAAAAUAAGAGUAAGCAGCAGCUGAAGGGAUUAGUAACUUCUCUACUCUUGCUUAUUUCAUAUAUGUGCCAAUAAUGAGAGGCACAAGAUGAAUAUUGCAAGUUCAAAGGAAGCAGCAGAUUCUCCCUUAGGGCAAGAAGGGAUUACAAAUGAUGCUCAUAAGAGUGGCAAAGGUGCUGCUUCUUCGAGCUCAUCACCAUGGUUAAGGUUGAAGGAUCCUCGAGUAGUUCGUGUUUCUCGCGCAUUGGGGGGAAAAGACAGGCAUAGCAAGGUCUGCACCAUAAGAGGAUUGAGAGACCGGCGAGUAAGGCUUUCAGUACCCGCAGCUAUUCAGUUGUAUGAUCUUCAAGAUAGGCUUGGGCUCAAUCAACCAAGCAAGGUUGUUGAUUGGUUGCUUAAUGCAGCUAAGCAUGAAAUUGAUGAACUUCCUCCACUCCCAAUAUCCUUGGGGAACUUUGGCCUAAAUCAUCAAAUGAUGCUAACUUCUCAAGAAGCCAGUGCCUCACAAUCUAACAAAGAAGGGUUUAAAAGAAAUAGCAUCAAUUGGGAAAAUCCGGCUGGAGGGUUGUCAAGGUCGAGUUUAUGGAGUUCUGAUGCAUUUUGGAGGGCUGAAUCCAAAGAAGUUGAAAGGGAAGCAACCAACGAAGAGGAGAAACAAGAAAGCAGUAGUAAUACUACUCAUUCUUCUUCCGUUCCAGCUUUAUUAAAUAAUGCAGCUGCGCCUUACAGUUCUUUCUAUCAUUUUGAACCUUCAAAUUAUCCUUUCCCACACUUAGGAAGUCAUGGAUUUGCAUCACAAGCAGAAGAUCAUCACCUCCAAAGCUUUAAUAAUGUUGUACCGCUUCCUUCAUCUACAUUAUCUCUGGUAUGUCCUCCGCCGGCUGGGACAACUCAAUCAUUCUUUCCUAAUUCCCAAUCUUCAGCCCCUCUUGAGAUUGAUCCUAGACAAAUCAAUCACCAUUUCCAAAUGUUGAGCUCGGGUUUGGAACAUCCCUUACCAAACCCCCUUAACCCACCUGCAUUAUACUCCAUAAGGCACCAAUCUAGCACCACACCCUUCUCUUUGAGUAUGAGUAUUCCUAGGCCUCCCCAUUCCCACAGCAACAGUGGAAACCAUCCAGAUGGAAAGGAACAGGAAUUCCCUUCUAAAUAAUUAACAUGAUGAAAGGAUAUUGCAUCCACUCAGCCUCGCUUAAAGAAGAUUAUGAAAGGUACUGCUUGAAUUAAUUAAUUCAUGGUAUUCAUACUUUUUUAAUAUAUAUGUAUCAUUAUAGUUUCUAAACGUUGAUAAUUUUUUUUUUAUCAGAAAGUUUCUAAAGAUUUCAUGUUUGAUUCUAUCAUAAUUUUGUUUGAGUGUGUAAUUGUCUAAUAGUUGGAAUGAUUUAAACUUUGGUAGUACCAGUAUAUAGUAAAUAUUUUGGUAUAUC